AUGGAAGCCAUCGAAGAUGGCCUGCACUCAAUGUCCGAUAUUAGACCAUCGGCUAGGAGCACGAGUCAGACGGCUUCCCUCAGCUCCAGCCAAGACCAUCAGCUCAAACUCUCUGCCGGUCAAGUCGCAAACCCGGCCAUCACGGACUCUCAGCGUCAGCUCAUGCUCUCCAAUAUCUUAAUCAUCGUCGGCAUCAGGGAUAACGAGUACGGUGUCAGACCAUUUCGGAUGAUCGUCAGCCCAUUCUUGGUUAUCCGCCUUCCCUCAAAUAACUCUUCGGUCCCCUCCAAACCUCAACUGAUCAGAAACUUGGUCUUCGACCUGGAAGCGAUGUCGUACAACAGGAUUUUCAUCAGGAUUCAGACUGACUUCUGGGACCCACUGACGUUCAAGAAUACGAUGGCCUCAGAUAUCCCCAUCGUCCAUGUCAACGGUCAACCACAAAUUAGAUGA
This is a messenger RNA of Puccinia triticina, 453 nucleotides long. RefSeq lists its product as uncharacterized. The transcript is spliced from 2 exons. The record is from RefSeq and is a predicted model, not a curated record. Lineage: Eukaryota; Fungi; Basidiomycota; Pucciniomycetes; Pucciniales; Pucciniaceae. Bases 1 to 453 code for a protein of 150 amino acids.